Messenger RNA from Paecilomyces variotii, 1635 nucleotides. RefSeq names its product phytase B precursor. The record is from RefSeq and is a predicted model, not a curated record. Gene Ontology annotation, cellular component: fungal-type cell wall. Gene Ontology annotation, molecular function: acid phosphatase activity. The transcript has a single exon. The coding region runs from base 173 to 1612 and encodes 479 amino acids. Lineage: Eukaryota; Fungi; Ascomycota; Eurotiomycetes; Eurotiales; Thermoascaceae.
CGCCCCGCGCGACGUUACUUAGCCGAUGCCGAGAUCCAUGAUGGACUGUGAAGCAAUAAUGUUCGCUCCCAUGCUGGUAGUUAAAUACAGCAGCACGUUCCCUUCCUCAAGUCGAGGAUCCUGAAGCAUCGAGCUCUCCAAUUGAGUGGUUGCGACUAGUUAGUAAACCAUCAUGGUUCGAUUCGACAGUGCUGCUGCACUCCUUCUCUGCUCUGCCGUGGGCACCUCCGCCCUGUCGCACGGUGCUGCUAACCCGCGGUCCUACGCUGAAAAGCAAUUCUCCCAGCACUUUGAAGACGGCUACAGCGUUCUCAAGCAUUACGGAGGCAAUGGACCUUACUCGCAGCGCGUCUCGUAUGGCAUUGAGAGAGACACCCCGAGCGGUUGUGCUGUCGACCAGGUCAUCUCCAUCAUGCGACAUGGAGAACGGUACCCGUCAUCUGGUGCUGGAGCUACUUUUGAACAGACCUUGGCCAAGAUCUACUCCGCCAACAUCACCAAUUGGCAAGGAGAUCUAGCAUUCCUAGAUCACUGGACCUAUUACGUGCCAAACAAAUGUUACUAUGAGGCGGAAACGUGGACUGGCCCCUACGCCGGUCUGUUGACAGCCUUCAGACGCGGUGCGGAGUAUCGCGAACGCUACGGGCAUCUAUGGGAUGGGCAAUCGAUCGUGCCCAUCUUUACGAGUGGAUACGAGCGUGUCAUCGAGACAGCUCGCAAGUUCGGCGAAGGGUUCUUCGGAUACAACUAUACGCAGAGCGCUGCGCUCAACAUCAUCUCGGAGGACGCCAGCCAGGGCGCGGAUAGCCUCACUCCGACCUGUGCCAAGGACAAUGAUCAGAACACUUGCAACGCCUUAACCAACCUGUUGCCUCAGUUCUAUGUUGCCGCUGAGAGAAUCAACUCGCAGAAUCCCGGUCUGAAGAUCAAUGCCACAGACGUUUACAAUCUGAUGCAGAUGGCGGCCUUCGAGCUGAACGCGCGGGCCUUCUCGGAUUGGAUCAACGUGUUCACCCUGGAUGAGUGGGUGAGCUUUGGCUACACACAGGAUCUCUACUACUAUUACUGUGCUGGCCCUGGCGACAAGAACAUGAAUGCAGUCGGAGCCGUCUAUCUGAACGCAUCUCUCGCAUUGCUCAACGAAGGCCCGUCAUCGGGAACGAUGUUUUUCAACUUCGCCCACGAUACCAACAUCACCCCAAUCAUCGGUGCCCUGGGCAUCCUUCUCCCCAACGAAGACUUGCCUUUAGACCACAUCCCAUUUGGCAAUCCCUGGUCAAUAGGAAACAUCGUUCCUAUGCAGGGGCACUUGACCAUUGAACGCCUCACCUGCAACAAGACCGCUCUCUCUUCCCAAGGGACCUACGUGCGACUGGUCCUCAACGAGGCCGUUGUGCCUUUCAACUCAUGCCAGUCUGGUCCUGGCUAUUCGUGUCCUCUGGCGAACUUCACAUCAACUCUCAAAGACAGCCUGCCAAACUACACCAAGACGUGCCAGGUCCCGUCCUCGUACCCGCAGUACUUGAAUUUCUGGUGGAAAUACAACACCACCACGACACUCAAUUAUCAGGACGGGCCAAUCGGAUGCCACGAAUCAACAACACUGUCUUGAAGUGUGUUAGGAUCGUUGUAAUU